Molecule: messenger RNA, 1384 nt
Organism: Capra hircus (goat)
Lineage: Eukaryota; Metazoa; Chordata; Mammalia; Artiodactyla; Bovidae
Product: intercellular adhesion molecule 2
Exons: 6
Coding region: 373-1236 (287 amino acids)
Biological process (GO): cell-cell adhesion
Cellular component (GO): membrane
Molecular function (GO): integrin binding
Source: RefSeq, a predicted model, not a curated record
AGGGGUCAGAGCUGAAACAGGAAGCACGUGACUUCUGAGAAGGGAAAUCAGUCAAAAACCAGGCAAUACUUGUUGAACCAGCAGCAGCCCAGGGAACAACGGCUGCUGGAAGUGGACGCCGGCCACCCUCUUUCCCCAUCACGGCAGUACCCGUUAGCUGAUACAGACCUGUUGCCCUGGGAGCUGGCCUUCCACGUGGCCUGCCCAAGACCACUCAGAUAAUGAGAGGAAAUACGGUCAUCAGCUUACAGAAGGCUGGGGGUUCCGGACUGCAGACACAAGUCCUCCCCUGCCGCCUGCCUGACCGGAGCCCUUCACCUCUCUGCAGGCAGUCUUCAGCUGUUCCCUGUGAACCUCCGGACGCCACCCGAGAUGUCCCCUUUUGGUGGCUGGGGAAUGCUCACAGCCUUUCUUGUCCUGCUCUGCUGCCGAGGGUCUCGUGUGAAGGCGUUCGAGGGGCCAGAGCAUCUGAUGGUGGGGUCUGGAGAGUUUCAGUUGAUUAAUUGUACUGCCAGUUGCACGGACCCCAAGAAACUUGUUCUGGAGACACACCUAAACAAGACUCUCCUGGACAGCCAGGCUCAGUGGAAGCUAUUCAAGGUCGCCAACAUCUCCAAGGAUGAGAAGCUCCUGUGCAGUUUCACCUGCGGCGACAGGCAGGAGACGAAAGUUUUCAACAUCACCGUGUUCUACCCUCCAAAGCAAGUGCUGCUGACGCUGUGGCCCACCUCAGUGGUCAUAGGGACACUGUUCACCAUCGAGUGCAGGGUCCCCGCCGUGGCGCCCCUCGAAGGCCUCACUGUCACCCUGCUCCGUGGUACUGAGAUCUUGUACAAUCAGACCAUUGUGGGGACAGCACCUUCCCCCCAAGAUGCCUUGGUCAGCCAUAACACCACAGCUCACAGGGAAGACGGCCACCAUAAUUUCUCGUGCAAGGCCCAGAUGGACCUGCGCUCUCGCGGUGGUGGCCUCGUCCACAGAGUCUCAGAUCCCCAGAGGCUUGAAGUCAAAGAGCCCGAGCCCAAGACCCAGAUGGUGAUCAUCAUCGCGGUCGUGAUAGUGCUGCUGCUCGUGUUUGUGACAUUCGUCUUCCUGUGCUUUGUCUUCAGCCAGAAGUGGCACCGGGGGCGGACAGGUUAUUACGCGGUGCAAGACCAUUGGAGAAGGCUAAUAGGGAGCCACCGGGCACAGACCCUUACAGAUGAGGAGGCGCCACGCGGAGAGAGACUGACCUAGUGGCAGGCUCUUUUGGAAGGGCCCAGUUCCUAAAGAGGCACAAGUUGGAAGGAAUUAGAAUAUAACGGUUGAAGGAGAGGUGUUAAAUACCAGUUUGCAGAAUUACAAGACUAAUGGAUUUGUGGAGAGAAGUCUUGGAAUUGUAACA